This is a messenger RNA of Schistosoma haematobium, 2007 nucleotides long. RefSeq names its product jumonji domain-containing protein 6. The record is from RefSeq and is a predicted model, not a curated record. Lineage: Eukaryota; Metazoa; Platyhelminthes; Trematoda; Strigeidida; Schistosomatidae. The coding region runs from base 1 to 2007 and encodes 668 amino acids. The transcript has 11 exons.
AUGAAACCACUGAAGAGCAUUGUAAUUUUAUCGAGUUUAUUAAUUCGUGAUUAUAGGGAGUAUAAGAGGAAUUUUCAUCUAUUAAUUUUUAAGUCAUCAAGUCAGGCUCCAGGAGUCGAUCUAAUUUCUAUUGAUUCAAAAACAGUCAAAAAUCAAGUUAUACCGAACUAUUUAACAUCACUGAAGUUAACGCUAACUCUGAAACCCAAUGUAUGGCAAUCGAUAUAUUUUCAACUUUAUGCUCCAGGUGCCUACCAAGAAUACAUAUUAGUCAAGCCAAUAAUGCUAAGCCAAUCAACAUCAUUGCCAUAUGUCAGCUCAGUUUCGGACUCUUUGGAAAAUAUGGUUUAUAUCAGUAUAGAUAAAGCUUAUUACGAAGGAAUUGCAACCGAUCAAACGACUUCGGCAGCAAAUCAGUUGACUUACCGUAUCCUAAUGUUCACUGCAAAUUCUGUCAGACCACUGGUCAAUUUCACUUACAAUCUGACAGUCAAUUCAAUCUCUAUAUUUGGGAGCUUCAUAUUUAUUACCACCACUCCAGCAGCAUUUACUACAACUUUUACAAAUACUUGGACUUUAAUUUCUCCAAGUGCCACUGAUGUAUAUAAACAAAUGUGUACUGGAGGACCGUUUGAAUUUAAUUUCAAUAUGUGUCUGGCUGAAAGACGUUGUUCAUUCUUUACGUAUUGGAUCAACAGAAUUGUGAAUGGUAUUGCAGCUCUUAAUGUCACAAAAAUAGAUGUAUAUAAAAGUGGUUCAGAUGUGUGGCUCUCAACCUCAUUCUCUAUAAAUUUGACAUCUGAACGUAGUUAUGUGAGAGUGGAUUACGGCCCAUUAUGCACUAGUAAUCAAAAUGCUUAUUGUUUGUUAAUAUACUUCGAAAAUAUCACAAACAUUGGUACGGUAAGUGUACCCAUAAUGCGAAACACUCUGAGUCUUUCAGUGGAUAUCCAGUUGAGUGAUAGUAAAAUUGUAGAAAACGGAACUGUUUGGCCGUUGCAAAUCACUGGUCGAUUCAAUGCUGUCACUAAUAUUAGCAAAAUAUCUGUGAGUUGUGUAAGAACUGGGUCAGAAAAACCAUCAAUUCACGUUGUACUAUCUCAACUGUCAUCGUUCACAUUCAGUGAUUAUCCUGAUAGAGAUGUGGUGUAUCUUCAGACAACCGUUCAAAUGAUGAAUGGUACCGGAUUGGAAUGUGAAAGACAAUCGAUAAUUUUCUAUCUCAGUCCAGAAAUAAAAUCAAUCAUUGUAGUUAAUCAAACAGGCAACAUAGAUAAUGUAACAUUGAAAACUCCUUUAAACCCGGUAACUAAAUCAGUUCAGUUCAUAGCAGGACGUUUAUAUUUCGGUGCAAAGUAUGAAGUCAUCUUUAGUCUGAAAUUUAAUCCAUCUCUUAGUACAACCAUUGUGAAAUAUCCAAUUCUAGUCGAAAUUGUGUGCAAACCCUAUGAACGUGGUAGUCCCGUAGUGAAUAGCUGCGCAAAACAAAAGUUUUACAAGUUCAAAUCUCAUCUGCGUGUUCAACUUGACUACACUUAUCCUCCCAACUUACCUCAUUACGUUGCAAUGCGGAACCCUUUGGUACAGUUGCCCGACCGUCAAGCAAAUACAUUUCUAAAUGUUGGUGAUCUUUUGUUUUAUUGUGCACGUGCGUUUAGUAUAAAAGGUUCAUUAGAUUUGGUGAGACGAUGUUUCAAGAUUAGUAAAUUGCCUGAAAGAAUUUGGUUUGAUGUCGGACCAUCUGUUGAACAGAUUAUAGCGUACACAAAUCCACUUAGCAUAUUGUUCGGUUUGGGAGCAAAUGGUGGAGGUGUAAUGAUGAGUAAGGAUAUGGGGAAAACAUGGAUUUCAAUCAACCCAUUCAUGUAUCAAAACACUUUAAAUACGUCGACUGAAAUCAUUACAGCAAGUGUCAUACCAUGGAUUUCAUCAACUGGAUCAAUUGACAAUACAGUGUCUGAGUCAUUUUGCAAGAUGCGAGUGGCUAAUCAAUGGAAUGGUAAGUAA